Molecule: messenger RNA, 1197 nt
Organism: Phytophthora sojae
Lineage: Eukaryota; Oomycota; Peronosporomycetes; Peronosporales; Peronosporaceae
Exons: 1
Coding region: 1-1197 (398 amino acids)
Source: RefSeq, a predicted model, not a curated record
AUGCCCGCUCGGUUCUGCGGCGCCGGCAAGUUAUUGGUUGCGCUUGCUUUCUUAGCAUGCGUCAGCGGUGUCUCGGCGACGAACACUGCCAUUGUCCAUACUGCUCCAUGGUACGGUCUCCAUGGCCCUGACCAAGCUCACGACCAGACCAAGCUCACGACCAGACCAAGCGGCGGCCACUCGAGGCCAGUAGUGGAUGAAAAUGACGAAGAGAGAGGAAUCGGAAUUGGCGACAUUCCCGGCGCUGCGCAGCUCAUCUACAAGAUGACGUCGGACAAGCAAAAGGCCGCCAACCGACUGUUUCAACACUUCAACCUUGGCAACAAAGCAUCCAACAUGUUCACGAAUGCCAAGUUUCUGGAGUGGAAGAAAACCGUGGCCAUGUCGUUCAAGACGAACCCCGAAGCGGCAAAUGCAGCGAUGUACUUAACGAUGAAAUCUCAACUUGGAGACGAAUCCCUGGCGAAAAUGCUAGCUACGGAGAGAGAAGUAUCGGCCACGGCGUCGACUGCAAAGGAAUUGCAGGCCGUCCAGUUCGCCCAUUGGAUUAGCAGUGACGUAAGGGCAGACGGCGCGUUCAAGCUCUUCAAACUUGACCGUGGAGAAGACAACAUCUUUGCCAGGCCGGAAUUUCGCAGCUGGAUUUCGUUCUUGAUCAGGCGGAAAGAUGAGAGUCCAGUCGACGGGUUGUUGACGACAGCGAUGAUGUAUGGGUUACACGCGCACUACAGUGAUGAAGCCCUUGCAAAGAUGACAUUCGCUGCGAAGGAGGUGCCUAGAUCGAGUAAUGCCGCGACAAAAGUGCAGAACGCGCUCUUCUCGGAAUGGACAAGUAAAACGGAAGUCGACGUGUUCAAACUCCUCAAAUUGGACAAGGCGGGAGACGACAUUUUCCAAAGCCCCACGUUCAGCACUUGGGUCUUGUACCUGCGCGAGCUGGAACGCACAGAUGAUGAUCUAGCCGUGAAAAUUAUCGCUGUUCUGAGGGAGCGUUUCGGCGAAGGGGACUUGGCAAAGAUGCUUUACACCGCGAAGCAAGAUGCACCUUUCGCCGACAAACUUGUCAUCUCCAACUUACAGAAAGCGCAGUUUACAAGAUGGAGAGAGCAAGGUAAGAACCCCGCUAGGUUUUUGCCCGAUGCUGACCCGACGACCGUAGCUAUUGUUAAGAGUUACCGAGACUUUUACCACUCCUAG